CUCCCUGAUUGGUCCGCCGGUCCUCUGCGUCUCCAGACGCGCCCCCCGCUCCAGAGAGUCACCUUGCCCGGCCGCUGCUGCUGCUGACCCGGUUACAGAGAGAGCAGGUGGACCGUCCGGCUCGGAGGCGGACAGACAGACAGGCGGCGGGAAUCUAACCUGGGACUCUGCGACCGGCGACAACAUGGCGGAGACUAAACCUAAAACCUCUCCGAAGGCCAUCAAGUUCCUGUUCGGAGGCUUGGCCGGGAUGGGGGCCACAGUGUUUGUGCAGCCCUUGGACCUGGUGAAGAACAGGAUGCAGCUGAGCGGUCAGGGUACCAAGGCUCGGGAAUAUAAAACCAGCUUCCACGCUCUCUUCUCCAUCCUGAAGAACGAGGGGGUCGGAGGCAUCUAUACCGGUCUGUCAGCAGGUCUGUUGCGUCAGGCGACCUACACGACGACCCGUCUGGGGAUCUACACCAUCCUGUUUGAGAAGAUGACCGGAGCAGACGGGCGGCCGCCAAACUUCUUGUUGAAGGCUCUGAUCGGUAUGACAGCCGGAGCUGUUGGAGCGUUUGUCGGGACUCCAGCUGAGGUCGCUCUGAUCAGGAUGACAGCCGACGGACGUCUCCCAGCAGACCAGAGGAGAGGUUACAGUAAUGUUUUUAACGCUCUCGCUCGGAUCACCAGAGAGGAAGGUGUCACCACGCUGUGGAGGGGUUGUAUCCCCACGAUGGCUCGAGCUGUGGUGGUGAACGCCGCUCAGCUCGCCUCCUACUCUCAGACAAAACAGGCGCUGCUCGACUCAGGGUAUUUCGGGGACGAUAUUCUGUGUCACUUCUGUGCCAGUAUGAUCAGCGGUCUGGUUACCACGGCAGCAUCGAUGCCGGUGGACAUCGUUAAGACCAGGAUCCAGAACAUGAAGAUGAUCGACGGGAAGCCUGAGUACAAGAACGGUCUGGAGGUGCUGAUGCGCGUGGUGAGAAACGAAGGCUUCUUCUCUCUGUGGAAAGGUUUCACGCCGUACUACGCUCGCCUCGGGCCGCACACGGUCCUCACCUUCAUCUUCCUGGAGCAGAUGAACCGGCUGUACAAGACGCACGUCCUGGACCGCUAACACACACACACACACACACACACACACACACACACACACACACACUUCAUCGCCUUCCUGACGUCAUUUUUCAUAACUCAGAUCUGAAGAAACAGUCGCACAUUUAGUCAAGUUCUUCUGUAAGAAGAAAAAAUGUUGGACUGUUCCUUUAAAUGGUAACUUUGUUGGACUCUAUGUUCUCGUGUGUGUGUGUCCUGGUGUACUGGUCCAGUAUUAAACAAGAACCAAGCUGUGAUGUAACCCUAUGACCAAUCUCCACCAGACUCAUGUAAAUAAUCACUACUUUUAGUGUGUAUAGAGCCAGCAUAUCUCCACAUGUAAAUGGGUGAAUUAAGGGUUAUUUCAACCAAACCAG
Molecule: messenger RNA, 1454 nt
Organism: Sander lucioperca (pikeperch)
Lineage: Eukaryota; Metazoa; Chordata; Actinopteri; Perciformes; Percidae
Gene: slc25a11
Product: solute carrier family 25 member 11
Exons: 10
Coding region: 185-1099 (304 amino acids)
Biological process (GO): mitochondrial transport; thiosulfate transport; oxaloacetate transport
Cellular component (GO): mitochondrial membrane
Molecular function (GO): oxaloacetate transmembrane transporter activity; antiporter activity; thiosulfate transmembrane transporter activity
Source: RefSeq, a predicted model, not a curated record